CAUAUCUUUUUCUCACGAAGUAACCGUGGUAAAAUUGAUACUACCGGCGCGUGGCUUCGACAUCGACUAUGGCGUCUAAUGGUAAUCCAAUGCUGCCUGCUAAUCGCAAUUGCUACAAUUACGGUCAACCGGGUCAUAUAUCUCGUUUUCGUCCGCUUCCGGAUCGAAGGUUGAACGGAGCUCAGACUUUCACGGCAAUCGUACCUGCUCAGCCGUUGCUGACUGUGCCACCUGCGUCGAACGUGGGAACUGCCGUACCUUAUUACUCUGGUUACAAUGGAGGGGCGGGUGGCAGUGGGUUGGGACAGAGAGUUAGAUCACUAGAGGAGAUAGUAGGAAGGAUUAAUAGUAAGCACGAGGCUGAUGAGGCUAAAGUUAAGAAAGAACGUGAAGAUGAGGAUCGGAAGGCGCGUGAGAAAGAAGAUGAGGAGAGAAGAAUGAAGGAAAAGAAGGAACGUGAAGAUCUCCAGAGGGAGAUGCACAAAGAGAUGGCAUCCAAACUCGAUAAAGUAUGCGAAGCGGUCAAUGCCAAGAAGGUCGGUGGUGACGAUGAGGUGGGGAAGCUUCGUGCGCAAGUUGAAGUACUCACACGACGUUGCUAUAACUUGGGAGGUGCUCAGAAGUCCAAGGAGGUGGAUAGUGAUGAGGUUACUAAAUUACGAGUUGAAGUCGAGAAACUGAAACCCGAGGAGGUUGCACGUCUUAGGAAGGAACAUGCUGAUGUGAAGGCUGCUACGGACAAGCGUCUGGCUACCUUGGAGGAAGUCAUCUUUGCUCUUCAAAAAAAUUGUGAAGCGGCCGAGGCGAAUGCUGACGUAUGGAGGAAUGAAGCUCUUCGCCCCGGCAACAAACGUGGCAGCGUGGCUAUUGGUCACACUCCUGUCAGUGAUGCUCGGGUUCGGGCAAGGAUUACCCCUGUGGUUCCACCGUGCUCUGGUGGCAGGGUUGAUGUCCAGCUGAAGAACAUCGUAGAAAGGCACAAACGUGAGGUGGAGCUGCUUAAGGAGAUGCGCGCCCGAGAGGUCAAGGCCAGGAAGGAGUCGGAGGACGAGGUUGAUAGAUUGAAGAAUGAGAUGGCAAGACUCAACACCCGCAGGCGUUUGAAGGGUACGAAUCUUAGGAGGAAGAUGGAUGAAGCUGCCGUACCUACUACGAAGGGAAAAACUGUUGUUGACUUGGUUGACCAUGCCAUGCAGAGGGAUGUUUUCUUACGAGCUGCUCGAAAGGAGUUACGUGGAAAACGUAAGGAGAAAGUUAUUGAUAUUUGCGACAAAGAGGGUGUGGAAUACACCACGCUUGAUCCCACCACGGAAGCGAUCGCCCAAGGGCGUGCUGACAGGGCAGUUGGAGUCGAUCUUGACGAUAGUAAAGGGAAAGGUAAGGAAGACAUUGUGGUUGAGGUGACGGAUGACGGAGGGGACAACUCUGAACCGAGCGACGGACGUGAUUCUGCCUCUUCUUAGGAUCACGCCUGGACGCGACAUUUUUGUG
Messenger RNA from Chara braunii, 1491 nucleotides. Lineage: Eukaryota; Viridiplantae; Streptophyta; Charophyceae; Charales; Characeae. The record is from the annotation of a GenBank genome assembly.